This is a messenger RNA of Betta splendens (Siamese fighting fish), 3390 nucleotides long. It is a transcript of the gene opn4xb, whose product is annotated as opsin 4xb. The coding region runs from base 430 to 2079 and encodes 549 amino acids. Gene Ontology annotation, cellular component: membrane. Gene Ontology annotation, biological process: G protein-coupled receptor signaling pathway. NCBI's taxonomy places the organism in Eukaryota, Metazoa, Chordata, Actinopteri, Anabantiformes, Osphronemidae. The transcript is spliced from 9 exons. The record is from RefSeq and is a predicted model, not a curated record. Gene Ontology annotation, molecular function: G protein-coupled receptor activity.
GUGAGGCACAGAGCGGCGCGGAACAGUGAGGGAGAAACACAUGGAGAGGGAGGAGAGGUCACGAGUCGCUAGUCGUCAGGAUAAUCAGAGCCAGGCCAGUGAUUCAGGGCCCGGUGCCCAGCUGGUGCGACGGGCCACCGGGCUGCAGGCUCCCUCUGACUGAAUGGACAGUGACAGCGCGGCGCCUGAUAGACUGGACUCAUGAAGUGUGGAGCCCCAGCAGCAGGCGGGACACAUCUGGACACGGCGGAGCAGGCGACCCAGCGCGCGUGAGGCGACCGGACCAGGAGCCGCUUCAUUCCAGAUGUGCACCGGCCGCUGCUGCACUGAUCGGCUGGACGGUUGAUGGCACCGUGAGGAUGUUCCAGCCAGACGUUCGCCAGCCUCUGGGUUCUGUCAGGCCGUCGGCGCCGAGGAGGCGCCCGGGCCAUGCUGUCCACUGAGAGCAUGGAGCCCGGGAAAGCGCACGCGCAGAGCGGCUUCUUCCCCGAGGUGGACGUGCCCGACCACGCUCACUACGUCGUCGCCGCGUUCGUCUUCGUCAUCGGGGUGCUGGGCAUCGCCGGCAACGCGCUGGUCAUGUUCGCCUUCUACAGCAACAGGAAGCUGCGCAGCCUGCCCAACUACUUCAUCAUGAACCUGGCGGUCAGCGACUUCCUCAUGGCCUUCACGCAGUCGCCCGUCUUCUUCAUCAACUGCCUCUACAAGGAGUGGGCGUUCGGAGAGACGGGCUGCAAGCUGUACGCCUUCUGCGGCGCCCUGUUCGGCAUCGCCUCCAUGAUCAGCCUGCUGGCCAUCUCCAUCGACCGCUACCUGGCCAUCACCCGGCCCCUGCAGUCGCUGCGCGGCAGCUCCGGGCGGAGGACGGCGGCGGCCGUGGCCGCGGUGUGGCUCUACUCGCUGGCCUGGAGUCUGGCUCCGCUGCUGGGCUGGAGCUCCUACAUCCCCGAGGGCCUGAUGACGUCGUGCACGUGGGACUACGUCACGUCCACGGCGGCCAACAGGAGCUACACCAUGAUGCUGUGCUGCUUUGUCUUCUUCAUCCCGCUGGGCGUCAUCUCUUACUGCUAUCUGUUCAUGUUCCUGGCAGUACGGAAAACCAGCAGGGAGGUUGAGCGUCUGGGGACUCAGGUGAGGAAAUCCACGCUGAUCCAGCAGAAGUCGGUGAGGAGCGAGUGGAAGUUGGCGAAGAUAGCGUUCGUUGUGAUCGUGGUUUACGUCCUGUCUUGGUCACCGUAUGCCUGCGUCACCAUGAUUUCCUGGGCCGGACACGCCAGCGUCUUGACGCCGUACUCCAAAGCCGUGCCCGCCAUCAUAGCCAAGUCGUCGGCCAUCUACAACCCCUUCAUCUACGCCAUCACCCACGACAAGUACAGAAAGACUCUGGCAGAUAAGUUCCCCUGCCUGUGGUUUCUGUCGCCCGCUCCUCGGAGGGAAUGCGUCUCCUCCUCCAUCAGCGAGUCCUCGUGCAGGGACUCCAUCAUCAGCAGACAGUCCACAGCAUCGAGGACUCAUUUUAUCACUGCUUCGUCCACUGACAUGGUGUUCAGCGAUGUAGAAAUGGAGCCUUUGGGCAGGAACUCGGGCAGUUCUCUGAGGAGCGCGUCGUCGCGUUCGUCCCGCAGAGGGAGGUCCUAUAAAAAGCGAACAGAGAGGCUGAACAGCAGGAGCCGCGCAGCAGAAAAGCACCCGUCUGCCGUGAUGGAGCCAUCCGGCACCUGCGAGCACCAACUGGUCUCCAGCUCUCUCGCCAUCGCCACUCUCCCUCUGCUGGUUCUUACCAGGAGGCGGAGCCAGAGUCUGACCAAUGACAUCUCAGAGGUGAACAGGAAGAGAGGCAGCGUCGGUCACAAAAGCGGAUCUUUCGAUUGCCUGACUUUGGGUAAAAUCCCGUCCAGCGCGUCCGGGGCGCCUCGGGGCGUCCCGCGCAUAGUCGUCAUCAGUCCCACUUCUGAGAGCAGCCUCGUAAAGCACGACAGCGACUGCGUAGAGGAGAGUGUCGAGGCCAUGGAGAACCACUUUGUGUGCACUCUAAACUUCUCAUCAGAGGUCUUUGAAGCCGUGGAGCUGCUCUCGUGACCAGCUCAACAUUAUUCACCCUAGACCGGCCGCUGCUCUCGGCUUCAGGCACAGACUUGAUCUGAACGGACCAGUUACUGAAAUCGGUCAUUUCUUAUUAUUCCAAGACGUUAGUUUAUCCUGUGCAUCAAACCUACUGUAGAUGUUGCUCUGAAGCAGACGACGACAGGAGAAGCCCUGUUACUUUACAUCUGAAUACAGGGACACGCUGAAGGACUGGACAAGUGCAGCAGCAACAGAUUCUUACUGUGGAACGUCUGUAUGAAUUUUGUUCCCCCUAAAAUGUUUAUGUUUUAAUUAUAUGAUAUAAAUGUAUUGAAUAAUAUUUGCAGAGUGAAAGGGGAAGACUCUUUUGCGUCACUCUACAUAUUAGUGAAAUUUUCAUAAAACUAGAUAACCCAAGAAAAGCAAUAGGCUCAAGCUGUCGGGGCGUCUGUGAAGUAUAUAAUGGUAAAUGUACAUUCAGUUCUUGCUUUGUCUUGUUUUGUGGUGCCCUGUUCUGCUGUUUAAUGUCAGUGACACCGGGCUGUAGUUAAAAAGUGAGGCUGCUGUUUCUGACCAAUAAUGUUUUCCUUCAUUUGAAAGUGUGAUCCGUAACAUAUGUGCCACCGUUUCUAUCCACAACAAAUAUAUAUAUAAAGACCAAUGAAGGAUGAGGAAGCACCGGUCAGAUAGAUUCACACAUACAUAAGGUACAGCAUAAUCUGAAAUGGGUGCUCAGAGUUUCCAUGGCUAAUUUAUUGCAGUUUCUUGAAUGAAUGAGAAUUUCUCAUUUUUAAGUGUCAUUCCUAUUUGUUAUUAUUGCAAUCCAGUGUGUUAGUAGGGUAGUGAUGGUGAGGUGCGUGUAUACUCUAUAAACACUAUGUGACAGUGAGGUUGGGUGUGAUUGGAUGUGUUUUAAUGAGUUAAGACGAAACAAAACAGUAACUGAGUAAAGUUGUUGACAAUGGCAAUGUAUGAGUAAGGUGAAAAGCUGACAAAAACUGAAAAACAAACAAGCAGUUGAAACAACAGAACAUAGAAAAUGAGUGUCUUCAUACACAUUUUGCUUUUAGUUAGUUGAUAUGUGUAAUGACAGCAGACGGCCGGCAGAUGGGAGUAUAGAGGCGCAUUUCAACGAUACCACUCAAUCCAGUCACGUCUGUUAUUUUUACAAAGAACACAUGCUCACAAUAACUCACAUUAAAUUUAUUAGAGGUUUCCUAUUCGUUCACAAACCCCGAGGUUGUUCCUUAUGAAUCACUGUUUUAGCGUCAGGUGUUGAACUUUAUGGCUGACAGACACGCACCUGUGCGUGACACAGGUUGCGUC